Messenger RNA from Telopea speciosissima, 2150 nucleotides. RefSeq names its product dihydrolipoyl dehydrogenase 2, chloroplastic-like. The transcript is spliced from 17 exons. Gene Ontology annotation, molecular function: flavin adenine dinucleotide binding; dihydrolipoyl dehydrogenase (NADH) activity. Bases 28 to 1749 code for a protein of 573 amino acids. The record is from RefSeq and is a predicted model, not a curated record. Gene Ontology annotation, cellular component: oxoglutarate dehydrogenase complex; mitochondrion. NCBI's taxonomy places the organism in Eukaryota, Viridiplantae, Streptophyta, Magnoliopsida, Proteales, Proteaceae.
GAGUUGGAUUGAAAAAAAAAAAAAUCAAUGCAGGCUUCCAUCUCCCUUUCAGCUACAUCUCACUCCUCCCCCGCCAUUGCCAGAUCUGACCGUUCGGUAGAAUUCAUCAAUACCAAUGCUCUCAAGCCUGUGAAUCUCCGUUUCUGUGGUCUCAGAAGAGAGGCCCUUGGAUUUUGUGCUUUGAAACGGUCUGGUUCUCGUUCAGCUGUGCUGUCGGGACGAAGGUCCUCCUCGAGGGAGUUAUCAGCUUCGUUGUCCCAAAAUGGAGUUUCCUCAAAGGGGUUUGACUACGAUCUAGUUAUUAUUGGAGCUGGCGUCGGUGGUCAUGGAGCUGCUCUUCAUGCUGUCGAGAAGGGGAUGAAAACUGGAAUCAUUGAGGGAGAUGUGGUGGGAGGAACUUGUGUAAACAGAGGUUGUGUUCCUUCUAAAGCUCUGCUUGCUGUGAGUGGUCGGAUGCGCGAAUUUCAGAAUGAGCAUCACUUGAAGGCAUUGGGUUUGCAGGUUUCAUCUGCUGGGUAUGACAGAAAAGGAGUUGCUGAUCAUGCAAAUAAUCUUGCUUCAAAAAUUCGUAGUAACUUGACCAAUUCAAUGAAAGCUCUUGGUGUGGAUAUAUUAACAGGUGUCGGCACAAUUUUGGGUCCACAAAAGGUGAAAUAUGGAAAAGUUGGCUUCUCUGACAAUAUUAUUACUGCAAAAGAUAUAAUUAUUGCUACUGGUUCUGUUCCUUUUGUUCCCAAGGGCAUCGAAGUUGAUGGAAAAACUGUAAUUACCAGUGAUCAUGCACUCAAGCUGGAGUCUGUUCCUGAUUGGAUAGCAAUUGUAGGAAGUGGUUACAUUGGCCUUGAAUUCAGUGAUGUGUAUACGGCACUUGGAAGUGAGGUUACUUUUAUUGAAGCACUGGAUCAGCUUAUGCCUGGCUUUGAUCCUGAAAUCGGAAAGUUAGCCCAGAGAGUUCUCAUAAAUCCUCGUAAAAUUGAUUACCAUACUGGUGUAUUUGCAAGCAAGAUCACUCCGGCAAAGGAUGGAAAACCUGUCACUAUUGAGCUUAUUGAUGCAAAGACAAAGGAGCCAAAAGAUACUUUGGAGGUGGAUGCUGCACUUAUUGCAACUGGAAGGGCUCCGUUCACAAAAGGACUUGGUUUGGAAAAUAUUAAUGUAGAAACGCAACGUGGUUUUGUUCCUGUUGAUGAGCGCAUGCGAGUAAUUGACAAGAAUGGCAAUCUGGUUCCACAUGUAUAUUGCAUUGGUGAUGCAAAUGGGAAAAUGAUGCUUGCUCAUGCUGCAAGCGCACAAGGGAUAUCUGUUGUUGAACAAGUCGGUGGGAAGGAUCAUGUGCUAAACCAUUUGAGCAUCCCGGCAGCCUGCUUCACUCAUCCUGAAAUUAGUAUGGUUGGUUUGACAGAGCCUCAAGCAAGGGAGAAAGGUGAAAAGGAAGGAUUUGAAGUAAGUGUUGCCAAGACUAGCUUUAAGGCUAACACAAAGGCCCUAGCAGAAAAUGAAGGAGAGGGGCUGGCUAAGUUGAUAUACAGGCCUGACAAUGGAGAGAUUCUGGGAGUUCAUAUUUUUGGGUUGCAUGCUGCAGACCUCAUCCAUGAAGCAUCCAAUGCAAUAGCCUUGGGCACGCGUAUUCAGGAUAUAAGACUUGCUGUUCAUGCACAUCCGACUUUGUCAGAAGUGCUUGAUGAGCUCUUUAAAUCAGCUAAGGUCUCUAGUGUUUCUAGUCCAAUCAGAGAACCAGUUGCAGUAUAAGCUUCUCCACACUGAGGAUUUUGAUCAUGUUACCUGUUAGGGUGUCUCUGGAAGCUGCACGUCUCAUAAUAGAUCAGCCCAAAUGCCACAUAAUGGAAUGGUUGGCACCUCUGUUCAGUAUUUCAAGAAGAAUCAGACCCCAAAUUUGCAGGUGUCAUUUGUAUUUGAGCGCCUUUCACGGCUGGUUAAUUAUUUAUGUAGUUUUGCAAUCAAAUUCUUAUGCAAGUCACUUAGUAUUAGUUGGUCCAUUUAGCAUCAGUUGACCUUAAAAAAAUAAGGUAACGGGCUCGCCUGGAAGUAAAAUGGCACUCCCUCCGAAACUUGGUCCAUUUAGUCAUUUACAAAUUGCUCUAAUUUUAUGUAAAAUAUUGAGAAUAUUUUUGCUGAAAUAAGAUUUAUUA